GAAAUCACUUCACUCUCACACACACAACGUGCAGUCGCGCGGUGAGCGGUGGAGCGAGCGAUCCCGAGGCAGCCCAUAGUUGUGUAGCUGUACAGAGGGUGACUGACAGAGGACCAAAACGCUGGCAACUAAUGGACAUAUAGUAUAUUGUUUUGUUUUUUUUACUCUGGAACCCUCUGCUACGGGAACAUAUUGAGGAUUAGCUUAGCAGCUGGUGAGAAUGUUCCAAACUAAGCACAGGAUGCUGCUAUAAAAGUGGUCCGGAGACGUACUAUAUAUGGUUGUUUCCGUAUCCGAGGAGGGGACAACAAACUGAUGUGCAGCGCUUCUGGUCACCAAGUUGUUUUCUGACGGCAAUUAACGCACUCGAUUUGAUAUCAGGGGGACCGUCAUUGGAUUUGAAGGAAUAGGCUAACCGUCGUCGGCUGAUCAAGUGGAUUGUUUGUUGUUGGGGCUUUUUAUCACGGGGAGUGCGUUGUUCAUGUAUUGUGGAUUCCUACUUGCGGGGAGAUAUUGAGGGCUGAAGUGGCUUCGUUCAGGAGAGGAAAGGGAUCGAAGCUUCUASCCUGGCUGAAGCGCUCAGAACUGGGAUAGGCUACUGAGGAGUUCUCAUCCAUCCAAGACCGAUGCUGUGCCAGUCAAGCGGAGUGAUGGCGCUGAGGUGGGAUGCCACGCUGGUGUUGGCCGCCGUGCUUCUGGUUCGCUGUGGGGCCGAUCCCACUGACAUUCUCUACCGGAUGCUCGAGGAGCAGCCGCCCAACACGUUGAUUGGCAGCCUGGCAUCGGACGAGGGCCUGCCCGACUCAGGCCACCUGUACAAGCUGGAGGUGGGCACCCCUUUCCUGCGCGUGGACGGCAAGACGGGAGACAUUUACACCACAGAGGUCCCCAUCGACCGUGAGACACUGCGGGACUGCCGCAACCUGCUUGAGGGCGACAAGUGCUUCCUGGAGUUCGAGGUGUCUAUCACGGACCUGAAGCAGGGCCAGGGACCGCGGCUGAUCGAGGGUCGCAUCGAGGUGCAGGACGUCAAUGACAACACACCCCAGUUCACCUCGCCCAUCCUCAUGCUGUCCAUCCCAGAGAACACACACAUCGGGGCACUCUUCUCCAUCCCCAUGGCCAGCGACAAGGACUCGGGCCACAACGGCGUGGCCGAGUACUCGCUUAGCGCCGGGCCUGACGCCGACCAGCUCUUCAGCCUGCAGGUGGCCGAGGACACAGACGAGAAGCAGCCACAGCUCAUCGUCAUGGGCAACCUGGACCGCGAGCAGAAAGACUCGUACGAUCUCAACAUCCGUGUGGUGGACGGGGGCACACCACCGCGAGCCAGCAGCGCCCUGCUGAGGGUGACCGUCACCGACCAGAACGACAACGCACCCAAGUUUGAGAGGAGCCACUAUGAGGCUGAGCUGGCUGAGAACAGCCCUGUGGGACACUCAGUCUUGCAGGUGAAAGCCAACGACGCUGACAUGGGUACCAACGGGGAGAUCGACUAUAGCCUGCACCAGGCCUCCGAUGCCGUCCAGAGGUUGCUCCGCAUUGACCGCUCCACAGGGAUCAUCUACGUCAAGGGGCUGGUGGACCGCGAGGAGGAGAGCUUCCUCAAGUUCUUUGUGGUGGCCAAGGACCGUGGCCCCAACUCCAAGAACUCCAAAGUCCUGGUGACCAUCAACGUCAAGGACCAGAACGAUAACGCACCCGCCAUUGAGAUCCGUGGCAUCGGCCUGGUCACCCACCACGACGGCGUGGCCAACAUCUCAGAGGACAUGCCCAUCGGCACGCCUGUAGCCCUGGUGCAGGUGUCGGAUCGAGAUGAAGGGGAGAAUGCUGUGGUCACCUGUGUGGUGGCCGGGGACGUCCCCUUCCAGCUGCGGCCCGCCAGCGAGUCAGCCAACGACCGCAAGAGGAAAUACUUCCUGCAGACCACGACCCUGCUAGACUACGAGCGCAUCAAGGACUACAGGAUUGAAAUAGUAGCGGUGGACUCCGGUAACCCUGCACUGUCCAGCACAAACUCCCUGAAGGUGCAAGUCACCGACAUGAAUGACAAUGCCCCUGUCUUCUCCCCCACUCUGUUUGAGGUGGACUUUGCAGAGGAGAAUCAGCCAGGUGAUAAGGUCCUGGAUGUGGUGGCCACGGACGCGGACAGCGGGUCCAACGCAGAGCUGACCUACAGCAUCAUCAUGGACUCGGCCACUAAGGGGCUCUUUGAGAUCGACCCCAAAACGGGAGAGGUGCACGUGAGAAAUACGCUGGACCGUGAGCACAGGGAGCAGUACGAGUUCCACGUGGCGGCGGCCGAUAAGGGCUCGCCUAGCCUGAGGGGGACGGCCACGGUGGUGGUCAAGGUGUUGGACCGUAAUGACAACGACCCCAAGUUCAUGUUGAGCGGCUACAGCUUCUCCGUCUUGGAGAACAUGCCUCCGCUCAGCCCUGUUGGCAUGGUGACGGUCAUCGACGCAGAUAAGGGCGAGAACGCCAGGGUGCAACUCUCGGUGGAGCCCGACAAUGGCAAGUUUGUCAUCCAGAAUGGCACAGGCACUAUCCUCUCCAGCAUAUCCUUUGACCGUGAGAAGGAGAGCACAUACACUUUCCGCCUCAAGGCUGUGGAUGCCGGUGACCCUCCCAGGUCCUCCUACGUGGGUGUGACCAUCAACGUCUUGGACGAGAACGAUAACUCCCCCUAUGUCACCAAGCCCUCCAACUCCUCCUACAAGUACCUCCCACCUCUCACGACCCCCGAGACACGCGUGGAAGUGGUGGAGGCCGAAGACAUCGACACUGGACCCAACGCCGAGCUGGUCUUCAGCAUUACUGGCGGGAACCCCUACGGACUGUUUCACAUCUCGCCCAACAAUGGGGAGAUCACCCUGGCCCAGGAGUUCACCCGCAAGCACAACGGGCUCCACCGUCUGGUGGUGAAGGUGAGCGACAAAGGCAAGCCACCACGCCACACCACCGCCCUGGUCCACAUCUUCGUCAACGAGACCAUGGGCAACAUCACCCUGAUAGAGUCUCUGGUGGGUCACAGCCUCUACACUCCUCUGGACAGAGACAUUGCCGGGGACCCCAACUACGCGCUGGCCCAGCGCAGCAACAUCCUGUACGGCAGCCUAGCGGGCAUCGCCGGAGUCAUCCUGGUCAUCGUAGUGGUGGUGGUGAUCCGCCAUCGCAUGCAGAAGGACACCAAGAGCGGCUACCAGGCGGGCAAGAAGGAGAGCAAGGACCUGUACGCCCCCAAAGCAGGGCCCAAGAAUGGCAAGGGCAAAAAGAGCAAGAAGGGCAAGGUGCCCAAGCCCACCAAGCCACUGGAGGAGGACGAAGAGGCCAGCCUCCAGAAGGGCCUCAACUUCAACCUCAUAAACGAUAGUGUCAAUGACAGUCCCCGGAUCCACCUGCCCCUCAACUACCCCCCGGGCAGCCCCGACCUGGGCAGACACUACCGCUCCAACUCCCCACUGCCCUCCAUCCAGCUGCAGCCCCAGUCCCCCUCUGCCUCCAAGAAGCACCAAGCCGUUCAGGACCUGCCCGCCACCAACACCUUUGUGGGCACAGGUGACAACAACUCUACAGGCUCCGAUCAAUAUUCGGAUUACAGCUACAAGGCAAACCCGCCGAAAUACAGCAACAAACAGGUAGGCGACUACUUCCCCACAGCAGUGUACAACAGGAACAUUAUGUGGACCGACGAGGUUUGGUAGAAAUGGGACUGAAUCACAGAGAUUUGUUACCAAAGCUGCACUGAUCACUCAUUCUCUCACCGCGAUCACGCCACUACCUUUCCCAAAUCACGGCAGGCUUGCCUUUUCAUCUCUCAUUUUUAUUUUUUGUUAUGUUUAUGUUUGUCAUUUAAAAAAAUCCUCACCUUAAAAUGGACUCACUACACUUUCACGCUAAGAAGGAAAUAUUUAAUUUUAUCUCAACCUUUUGAGGGGGUUUAAAUGAAGGAGCUUAUGUUUUUUAAAUGAAGGAGCUUAUGUUUUUGUGUUGUUUUUAUUUUACAGGAGGCAUAUCUUUGGUUGGGCACCUACACUGCCCCACACAGAGUCAUUCCGUAUAUUUGAAUGUGUUUAGAGAAAUAAUUUGGUUUUAAAGUCCCUCUUUAUGGCAGGAUUCUAUUUCCUUUCACAUUGAGUUUGUUCAUUUGAGUGUGACAAAGUGCUGGUGAAUUCCUUAGACAUUUUUAUUGUCUGUUGGCUACCACUGGAGAGUACAAUCUUGGCCUAACUGCACUUUUUUAAUGUUUUCACUUCAAAAUAAUUAAAACCUUUCACCAAAGGGUAGAUAGCCAAGGGGAAAGAAGGGAGAGGGGGAAGGGAAGCAAAGAAUACAUAUAAAAAAGAAAAGCACACUUAAUGACAAGGGAAGGUCCUUUCAGACACCUUGUGUUAUUUUGAUGCCUGUCACUGCACAUCCUGUCAGGCCAUUGAAAAAGGACUCUUCAUUUACUGGGGCUUAAGUCAAUUGUUUGCACAGAUUAAUGGCAGGUAAUUCCAGCCCCGCUCGCCUGUACACAGAGAGUGCCUUGCUUUAUUUAACGUACAUAUGUGGGGUGGUUAAAUUCAUGCUCAUAAGUAGUGUGGUAUGGCACCUUUAUGAGUAAUGGACUUGAGGCCCCGGCAAGCUGUGAAUAAUGUCACAUCCACUGUGAAAUGAGAGGCUCUGAAAAGAAAGAACAGGAGACCGAGGUCGAUUGCAUUUUGCAGUAGUAUCUGUUGGAGAGUAUACCAAAAAAACAAGAUUGCUUUGUUCGUAUGGCCUCUUUAAAAUGAUUUGGAGACAAUCGUAUGAUGUAGUAAUAUGCAAGUUGUACAUAUGUGAAUAACAAACUAUGUUUGCUGUUGUUGUAUUUUUUGUUUUACUCAUCAUGUGUUUGUUCUGAUUGCAACAUGUCCUGUGUGUGAUUUGUACUCAAAUGGAGAACAUUCAUUUUCUGUGAGUAACUGAGCCACUCAGUUGUCCUUGUUAGGGAUGCCUGCAUUCACCAACAAAAUUCUCUAACAAUCAAAUUACACACACAAACACACACACACACACACACACACACACAUUUGAAUACAGGAGGUAGUACUGUUAUUGUCAUGCUUCAAGUGAGCGUCAUAAUGUUUGCUACACUAGAGUACCCAGGAGGCAUUGCAGUUCAGUGUUCCAUGUUGCUUGUGUUCAGCUGUGUUUAAAGCUGCAGUUAUCCCCAUUUUGACGAGACAUUUUCAUUUUGCUUCUGUUUUUGUUUUAUCCAUUUCUUUGUUUGUAAAAAAUAUUGUACCCUGGGAGAAAUUUUGUUCACAUUUUUUUUUACGACUAAAUCCAAUUUUAUUUCAAUAAAAACGUUGUUAAAAUGGUGAAA
Molecule: messenger RNA, 5350 nt
Organism: Salvelinus sp. IW2-2015
Lineage: Eukaryota; Metazoa; Chordata; Actinopteri; Salmoniformes; Salmonidae
Product: protocadherin-1
Biological process (GO): homophilic cell-cell adhesion
Cellular component (GO): plasma membrane
Molecular function (GO): calcium ion binding
Source: RefSeq, a predicted model, not a curated record